AUGCUCAGCUGCACGGAAACCAUGUUCCAUGAGAUCAGAGCCCAACCAGAGGCUCAAGGUCUAGACCCAUGGGCGCCAUUUGCAGACACAGAGGAAUGGGGACUUGUGAAAUGGUUGGUAUCCCAUGUGGGACAAAAUGUGAUAGACGAGUUCAUGAAACUACCAAUUACGAGCAGCUUUAAUAUGUCAUUCACAAGCAAGUACACUCUGAUGAAAGCAAUCGAUCAGCUUCCCUGUGGCAUGGAAUGGCAGUUGAAGAGAAUAAGUGUAGAGGGGAACAAACUUACCAAUGACCAGCAAUGCAAAACUGAGGAGCUUGAAUUGUGGUUGCAGGACCCAGUCGACUGCAUCCACGAACUCAUGGCCAAUCCAGAGUUCAAUCACAUGGUAUCAUAUGUGCCAGAGAGGGUAUUUUCAGACACAGAGGGCAAGACAAGGCAGUUUGAUGAAAUGUGGACUGGUGACUGGUGGUGGGAGAUGCAAGGAAGAUUGCCUCAAGGGGCUGUUGUUGCACCUGUUAUCCUAGCGUCUGAUAAGACUUCACUUUUGCAGUUCCGGGGAGACCAGGAGGUUUGGCCUCCAUCCAAACAUGCCACCAUCCUCAUCACAUACUUACCAAUCUCAAAGUUAGAAUGCUUCACACGAGAUACAUGUUCCCUCAAACAUUAUCAGCCAUUGGUCAGGGCCGGUGUUGAAGGAGUCAAUGUCACCUGCCCUGAUCGUCAAGUAAGGUGGAUGUAUCCCAUUGUGGCAGCAUGUUGCCUGGUGGCAUGCUGCAUGGAGAAUCGGUGCCCAAAGUGUGUUGUGGGUCGCAACGAGUGCGGGGACAUGGGGAAGUUGGCAAUGCACAAUCAAGACUCCACAGUCGAAAAUCUGCGCUUGCACUCAAUCUACUCACCGUUCUGGGCGACACUUCCACACAACGACAUCUUCUCUUGUCUCACCCCUGACAUUCUACAUCAGCUGCACAAAGGUGUUUUUAAGGAUCACAUUGAAAAACUUGACACACGGUUCAAGGAGAUGAUGUCAUAUUCAGGACUCCGACACUUCAAAAAAGGCAUCUCCAAGCAUAAACAAUGGACUGGUUGUGUUUUUCUCAGUGUGAUUGCUGGCGUGGUUGACCACAAAGUUCUCACCACAGUGCAUGGCAUGCACACAGAUGACACACUUGCCUGUAUGCACGCUGCCCUCACCUCAUUCCAUGCCAAUAAGAACCACUUCAACAUUCUGAAAAUUCACUCAAUGAUCCAUUACAUCGAUGUGAUUCGCAUUCUUGGCAGUGCGGAUGGUUUCAAUACUGAACUUCCUGAAUGGCUACACAUUGAUUUUGCCAAGUGGGCAUACUGUGCAUCAAAUUGGCGCAACUAUUCCAUCCACAUCCAAGAUGCCUACCUUCAAUGGUGGGGUUCCCAGCACCCUGUCAAUCAAGGUUCAAACCUGCUGGAGCAAGACUCGGACACCAGUGGCUCUGAUUCAGAAUCAGAUAGUGCAGGACCUGAGAACAGUGUUGACUUACCUUCUCAGGUACAACAGUUCACAAUGGUGACAGACCAGGUCGAUGUCUACAAAUACUGCAAGAUUCUCUCUCCAGCACGACCCCAUAUCAACAACAGAAAGUUGAUUCCUGCAUCAGAUGUGAGGAGACCACCAGCACCUGCACACUUCGACAGUGUGCUGGUGAUUGAAGAUGGGAAUGAUAAGGGUCGUUUUCCAUCACAUCUCGGGAAUUUUCCACAUCCCCUGGCAUACAUUCAUUGGUUUUGGCUGCUUCAAAGCUUUGAUGAAAAUUUGCACAGCUUCCACCUCACCAGGUCUUCACAUCAGUGUGGUCCUAAUGCACUGGUGGUACUGGUCCAUCAAGUUCUUCACCCAUGCCAUCUUAUUCCUUGGGUUGGUCGAGAGUUGGACAUGCAAGAAGAAUUUUAUCUUAAUAGGUACAUUGAUUUGGAGUUGUUCAAGUGCUUGUCUAAAUCCUAG
Suillus paluster is the source of this 1977-nucleotide messenger RNA. RefSeq lists its product as uncharacterized. The record is from RefSeq and is a predicted model, not a curated record. The transcript has 15 exons. The coding region runs from base 1 to 1977 and encodes 658 amino acids. Lineage: Eukaryota; Fungi; Basidiomycota; Agaricomycetes; Boletales; Suillaceae.